Molecule: messenger RNA, 552 nt
Organism: Prunus avium (sweet cherry)
Lineage: Eukaryota; Viridiplantae; Streptophyta; Magnoliopsida; Rosales; Rosaceae
Source: RefSeq, a predicted model, not a curated record
AUGACGAGUAAACAAGUGAAAAAUCAGGUGAGAGACACAGUUGAGGGAGGCUUCGACACCCUUCACAGGGUUGCAGAUGUCGUGACUUUUCCUUUGGCCCCUCUGGACGGUGCCAUUCAUGGCACGGCCCGAGGGGUCCUCAACUGGCUCACAGAUACCCAUCCUGAUAGAUCCAAGUCCAAGGAAAAAUGUCUUCCUAAUGGCGGUGGCUAUGGUGGCGGACAUGGGGGCGGCUACGGAAAUGGGGGUGGCUACGGAAACGGGGGAGGCUAUGGCUGCGGAAACGGGGGAGGCUAUGACGGCGGAAACGGGGGAGGCUAUGGUGGCGGCUAUGGAGGUGGAUAUGGUGGAAAUCCCAACCGCAGAGCUUUCAACUUUAAAGGGAAUGAGAUUAGCAACAACGAGGGCCCAGUUAAUGGAUUUAACAACUUUGGCAACAGGCGUGGCGGCGGCCCCUACAGUGGCGAUUCUGAAUUCGGCUUUGAAAACAAUAAAAUGAACGGGAACAAGGGCCCCACUAGGGGAUUUAACGACUUUGGCAACGAGUACUGA